This is a messenger RNA of Aspergillus thermomutatus, 375 nucleotides long. RefSeq lists its product as uncharacterized. The record is from RefSeq and is a predicted model, not a curated record. Bases 1 to 375 code for a protein of 124 amino acids. NCBI's taxonomy places the organism in Eukaryota, Fungi, Ascomycota, Eurotiomycetes, Eurotiales, Aspergillaceae. The transcript has 2 exons.
AUGGCCGGGAGUCAAAGACCUGUAUCCACUGCUUCCGGAAUAACAGAAGUGCACCAAGGCGAGUGCCUCCUCUUUGCGGAUUUCGACACACAAGCACCACCAGGUGUGUGGCCCUGUUCACCCCCUGUCCGCUCCGCGUCAAGGAGCUUCAAGAGUGUGAAGAAUGCUCGGGAGGCCGCGGCCGCACCUAUGGUUGAAGUCGAUGUUACACCUCCCGCUGUCGUUGCUACUGCCACUCCUCCUGCGGCCAGCACUCCGCCUGCAGCCCUAGUAACGCCUCCCAUGCCGGCAACUCCUGCUGGCACUGUGGCUCCAUCGUCUUCGUCUAUGCCUGGUUCUUCCGCGCUUCGGCGCUUCUUUUCUCGUUUCUUUUAG